AGCUAUUUGCCACUCAUUUCACACUGCAGCCUGCAGAAUUUUGUAAGAACAAACUAAAAACGCAAUAGAACUGCUAUUGCAAAUGCUGCACUGCGCAGCUAGUGGAAAAGAAAGCAAGUCUCGAUCGAAAUACAAAGCAAUUAGCCGUGUUCAGCGUGUAGUAUAUGCGUUAAAAGUGGGUGUAAACGUCGUGCAAAUCGUAUACCCUCCCUCUUUGUGUUUGUUUUUGAUAGUUUUUGUUUGUUACGAUAAUCGAAUGGGCGAAGGGGUGGUGGCAAGGGAGCAGCAGCACAAGUGAUUUUUCACAUUAAGCAUCGACACGGUACGGGGGAAAUACAGACAUUGCGAAAAUGUCCCGCAUAGUCCACACACUGACAGCGACGUUGAUUUUCUACGCUUUUGUGCAAACAGUGACAUGUUUCAUGGUUCUAAUAGAUGCACCCGACCAGGCGCUCAUUGGAUCCACGGUGAACGUGACUGCCACGCUGUUCGACGGUGACAAACCAGCGCCCGACGGAACCUACAAGUUCAUUUGGAAGGACAAUGCGGGCCAUCAAAAGGAGAUUGAAACAACCAAAUCCAUUAGCAACUGGACACUGGAGUACACCAAGGAGCACAUGCGACAGGGUCAGCGUGUCGUGCAGGUGAAGGUUGAAAAGUCCUAUCUGUUUUGGAUACCAGUGGGCGAGAAUAAAACGAGUAUUAAGUUGGAUGACACUCUGGGCGGCAGGCUGGAGCUUAUACAGGGCAAUGCGUCGCAGCCGCACGACUUUGUAUCCACGCAACUGGCAGUGAAUCAUAGCUUAUCGUUGUGGCCAGCGGAUGUCGAGUUUCUGCGGGAGAAGGGCUAUCAUAUUCAGACCUACUGGUUCCAAAAUUGCACAUAUCUAGGCAUGUCAACAGCCCUGGACUAUCAGGCAACAUAUCAGCAGGCUGAGCAGUACUAUGACAUUGAGGUUCUGGUCGUUGCUUCGCUGGACUGGCCGCCCGAGCCAACGCCUUCCACGACCACUACAACUACUACUACUACCACGACGACGACUACAACAUCAACGACCACCAGUACAACAUCAACGACCACUAGCACAACACCUGCCACCACCACAACCUCUAGCACAACAACUCCAGCCACAACGACCACAACCACCAGCACAACUCCCAAGCCCACAACACCAACGCGCGCCAAACGCGACUUAAUCCAGGCCAUGCACGCCAAUGCCGCCAUGCUUGGACUCAAUUUAACCAACGCCCUGAAAGAGCAACAGCCGAAAGCAGGUUCCGGUUCCCCUUCGAACAUAUCUGUGGCCCUGGUGAAUCCUCUGGGUGUACGAAGGGUCUCCCAUCUCAGGGUGGUGCCAGGCGAGGAGCCGCCCUACAAUUGCGUCGAUAAAAAGAUCAUUGCCCAGGAUGCGAGCAAGAUCUAUGGGUACUUCCAGCAUCGCAUUGUGUCCAAGGAUCCGGUUGUAAGCUUUGGUACCACCGGCAAGAACUGGCUGCAGCACUGGGAGGUGCUUAGCCUAGAUGUCAGCUGCAAGGGUUCGCCGCCAUUCAAUGUCUGCGAGAAGGUUUACAAUGCACCCUACAAUGCCACAGGCAAUGAGACGUGCACCAUUUAUGAUGUGUAUGACAAGUGUGCGUUUAGCUACAAGCGUUACUUCUCCGAAAGCAAAACCAUACUGUUUUUCAUACGCAAUGAGGUCUCGCAGACAGUCAAUCAGGUUACCAUCAACAUGUACGAGGCCCAGAAGCAGUCUCAGCUUUCCGUAGUAGUUGUCCCAGUUACCUGUACUUUGAUGGCCGUUAUUCUCGUGGUCUUUGGCGUUUCGUACUACAUACAGAGACGGAAUCGUUUCACCGUGGAAGUGGCUGACUUCAAUUUUGGGGACACACAGUCGGUGGAUAUGGAAUACAAGACAUUUUCGCAGCGCCUCAUCGACAGCAUACGCGAUGUUUGGGCAUGGCGGGGCGCACGCCGACACUCACAGUCCAGCACAGAUCUCAUGGCCGACGAGCCAACCAAUUCGCAGGCAGGCGGCUUUGGUGGCAAUGUCGGGGAUGUGGACAGCAAUCUGCGCUACAACACUUUCAACUAAGCGUGCCCGUCGGAGCAGUUCGGCUUGGUUGGAAUAUAUUGUUACCUAUACAAUUUAAUCAAUUUAAUUUAGUUUCUACUCUUAAGUUAUAUAUUUUUUGUUAUGUAUCUCUGAUGUGCACGUUCUUGUGCUUUUAGUCAUUUUCUUAUUGUAUCAACACACGCCAUUCACACACGGUGAAUUAUGGUGGAAUCUAUAUGUAAAUGUAUUCAGAUGAUUGUA
Molecule: messenger RNA, 2315 nt
Organism: Drosophila obscura
Lineage: Eukaryota; Metazoa; Arthropoda; Insecta; Diptera; Drosophilidae
Exons: 7
Coding region: 351-2093 (580 amino acids)
Source: RefSeq, a predicted model, not a curated record